Messenger RNA from Grus americana (Whooping crane), 3684 nucleotides. It is a transcript of the gene ENTREP3, whose product is annotated as endosomal transmembrane epsin interactor 3. The transcript has 12 exons. Lineage: Eukaryota; Metazoa; Chordata; Aves; Gruiformes; Gruidae. Bases 793 to 2841 code for a protein of 682 amino acids. Gene Ontology annotation, cellular component: membrane. The record is from RefSeq and is a predicted model, not a curated record.
CCGGGCUGCGGCCCCGCCGCACCGGCCCCGGCGGAGCGGGGAUCCCGGAGGCCGCCGCCGGGGCUCGGCGGAGGGGAUGCUCGGCCGCGCUCAGCGCAGCAUCCCGCCGGCCGGGCGUCCCCGCCAGCCGCUCCGCGCGGGGCCGGGGCUGGGGGGCGCGGGGCGGCGAACCCGCCGGUAGCCGCCCGCCGGUACCGGCCCGUGCCGGGGGCGCUCCUGGCAGCGGGACCUCCCCCCUCCCCUGCGGGCGCCCCGGCCCCUGCGCCCGCCGCCCGCGGAGGAUGCUCCCGGGCGGCGGGCGGACCCUCGCCCGCUGCCCGGCCCGCGGCUCCCGCCUCCCGGCGUUGCCCCGGGGGCCGGCGACCUGGCCCGGGCGCCGCGUCCCGGGCGGCGGUUCUCGGCCUCCGCAGGGCGGCAUGAACCCCCGGCGGGGGCCCGGCGCUCGAGGGACGGCGAGAGAGGAGGAAGCUCCGGGGCCGCGCUCUGCCUCCGGCCGGGAGCUCUAGGCCGGCUGUCCGGCCGGGAUGUGAAGGUACCGCUGAGGCUGGUUCUGUUCCCAGGACACCCCGCGGAGCUUUUGGCGGCCCCGGGUCCCCCGUGGCCGUGGGCGCUGCCCCGGGGGGCAGGGAAGAGCCGCCGUCAGCAUCCUCGGGGAGGCGAAAGGUGGAGCCCGGCCCGUUCCCGCAGAGCGUCCGUUCCUGCUUCCCCCGGGCCGGCCCCGUGCUGGCGCGGUGCCGUCGGCUGCCCCGGGGCUCUGGGGCCGGCUGGCCCUGCUCGCCGCCCGGGGCAGCCAUGCCCUCCCCCAGCGACUCCAGCCGCUCGCUGACCGGCCGCACGUCUCGCAGCCUCACCCACCUCCGUGUCCAGCGGACCUGGCUGCAGAUCCUGCUGGUGCUGGGCUUCAUCCAAGUGAUCCUGGGCGUCCUGAUUGUCACCUUCAGCCUGGUAGCGGCCACCAUCACGCCCUCCGCCAAGAUCCGGCACUCCUGUCCAUCCUGGGCCGGCUUCUCACUGGCGCUGUCUGGGCUUGUCGGCAUCGUCUCCUGGAAGCGGCCGCUCACCCUGGUGGUCACCUUCUUCACACUGCUGUCGGUGCUGGGCAUCAUGCUGAGCCUCGCCGGGUCCGUCCUGUCCUGCCAGAACGCACAGCUGGUGAAGUCCCUGGAGGCCUGUGAGAGGGAGAAGGACUCGUGCGUCUGCUGCCAGGCCCCCUUGGAGCCCCCGCCCGCCUCCUGCAGCCAUCACAGCGAGAUGCUGACCAUGUUCCCCAACCCUGACUGCUGGAGCAUCCGCGUGGCACUCAAGGAUCUCCUCUUCAGCGUCUGCGGCUUGACCGUCUUCUCCACCAUCAUCUGCACGCUCUCUGCUGUCGUGUGCUGCAUCCAGAUCUUCUCCCUCGACAUCGUCCAUGUGCUGGUCCCCCAGCGCUCGAGCUCUGUGACGCUGGAAUGCACGUCCCCCCCUGACACCUUUCUGCAGAGCAUGAUGGACUUUGAGGAGUUCGUGCCCCCAGUGCCACCACCCCCCUACUACCCACCCGAGUACACCUGCAGCUCUGAGACCGACGCGCAGAGCAUCACCUACAACGGCUCCAUGGACAGCCCCGUGCCCCUCUACCCAACUGACUUCCCCCCUUCCUACGAGACCGUGAUGGGGUUGCGGGGAGACAGCCAGGCCACCCUGUUUGACUCGCAGCUGACGGACGGCUCGCACGCCUGCACCUGCGACCGCGUCCCCUCCAUUGUGCUCAGCGGAGAAGUGUCCAUGGACAGCGGGUCCCUGAUCAUGUCCGAGAUCAUGGACAUCCCCGGGGACAGCAGCCCCUCGGAGGACUCGUGCCUACUGGAGCUGCAGGGCUCCAUGCGCUCCGUCGACUACGUCCUCUUCCGCUCCAUCCAGCGCAGCCGCGCGGACUACUGCCUGAGCGUGGACUGCGUGCAGUGCAGCCACCACGCACGCAGCCCCACGCUGGGCUUGCAGGGGCCCUUUGAGGAGACACCCCAGCCCCGGGUGCGGGGGGAGCGUUCCUACUCCUGCUCCACAGCAGAGCCCAGCCACGAUGGCAUCUUGGUGGGGGGAGCCAUCACCCACAGCUGCAAUCGCCUGGAGGGGCUGGCCCGCUGCGUCGGCCCCUGCUUCCCUGAGGUGCGGCUCAAGGAGAAGGGCUCGCUGCAGGGGCGUGGGGGUGGCUGCCCCUCGGGGCCUGGCACUGGACGCCUCUGCCACCCACGGCGCAACAGCGAGACCUCCUGCCCUUCGUCCCCGGCCCCGGGGCUCGGCCAGCGCCCGCUCAUGAGGUCCCACAGUGACCCCGGCGUCCUGAUGGCCAGCCAUGCUGCAGAUUUCAGGGAAGUACUUUAUACCAAAGCACUGGAGGACACCAUGUCCAACUCCUCUGCGGAUACAGGGCUGUGCUCGGAGGCCUGCCUGCUCCGCCGAUCGCACUGUGACUCCCCCCCGCUGCUCCGGGCCAGCUCGGUGAGGAAGAACAAGCUGCUGCCCUCCAAGAAGGUGACGCAGCAGCUGUCGAAAACGACAACCCGUUCGCUGGGGGACCUCAAGGUCUGCCGGGGCACCCGCGGGCUGGUGGCCAGGUUCCUGCAGAGACCCAAGCGCAGCCCAGCAGCCGGCACGGAGGUGCCCGCGCACAGCUCCCAAGGGCACAAGCAGGUUCCCUGGAACGCCUGGCCGGGAGCGGAGCGGCCCCAUGAAGGCAUCCACCUGCAGAGCUGCGGGGACCUCAGCUCCACCUCGUCCCUGCGCCGGCUCCUGUCCGCCCGCCGGCUGGAGCGCAGCCGCCCGCGGAGCCUGAGCGGGACCUGCAAGGAAAGUGUCCUCUGACGGUGUACCCCCACCCACGGCGCGGCCUCUGCAGGGACCCUCCUGGUGCCCCGGCGCGGAGAAGGGGGGGUCCCGCUCUGGGCCAGGGCCCUCGGACAUUGCUCGGACAUUGCUGCUGUCCUGGCGGGGCUGGGUCCUGCGCCGCUGCCCUGGGGCCUCGUCUGGGCCCCUUCCCCAGGUGGGGCCAGGGCGAGGGGCUGGUCCCCUGGGGUGUCUGCUGGGCAGCUGAGACAGCCGUGCCUGUCCCCUGCCCUGUCCCCCCCGCGCUGGCCGUGCCCGUUCCCUGCCCUCUCCCCCGUGCCAGCCGUGCCUGUACCCCGUCCUGUCCCUGCUCUGCGCUGGCCCUGCCCGUCCCCUGCCCGUCCCUUGUGCCAGCCGUGCCUGUACCGUGGGAUGGCCGUGCCCGUCCCGUCCCCCCCCGUGCCGGCCGUGCCUGUCCCCCACACUGGCCCUGCCCGUCCCGUGUGCUGGCCCUGCCCGUUCCCUGCCCGUCCCUUGUGCCAGCCCUGCCUGUACCGUGGGACGGCCCGGCCCGGCCCCUGCCUGUCCCCUGCCCGUUCCCAGUGCCAGCCGUGCCUGUACCGUGGGAUGGCCCUGCCCGUCCCCUGCCCGUCCCCUGUGCCAGCCGUGCCUGCCCCCCGCCCCGACCCCCGCACAGCCCCUCUGCCCGGCCCUGCCCGGUCCCCGGCGCCUCGCGCUGGCCGUGCCCGUCCCCCGCCCGGUCCCCCCCGCCCCGGGGUCCCCGCGCCCGGCUGCGCCCGGGAACGCGUUGCGGGGCCGGUCCCGCGGCGCUCGCAGCCACGCUGCCCCUCGCUAGAGACCGAAUAAAGGUGGUCGCCGCUC